AUGUUCCACCUCUUGGUGGCCAUGUGCUUCGGCGAGCGGGUUGACGAUGGCGUUGUGCACGAGAUUAUCUCUGCGCUGCGUGAGCUCAUGAUCUACUCCUUGACCAAGCUGAGGGUCUUCGACUACCUCCCGGCGGUCACGACGCGCCUCUUCCGCGGCCGACUGGAUGCCAUGCACGCUAUGCGCAGCAAGCUCAAGGAGAUGUACCUGCCCUUGAUCGACGCCCGGAGGGAGCGCAAGAAGCUGCUUGCGAGCAGCCAACCGCCGUCUCCUCAGAAUCAGAAGGAGACGACGACGUUGCCGCACUGCUACGUGGACUCGUUGCUCGACCUCAGGCUCGACUCCGACAGCGGCCGCCCUCUCACCGACGACGAGGUACUUGCCAUGUGCUCCGAGCUGCUGAUACAAGGGACGGACACCACAGCCACGGCGCUAGAGUGGAUCAUGGCCCAGCUGGUGAAGAAUCAGCACGUCCAGGACAAGCUCUUCGAUGAGAUCUCAAUUGGUACAGGUCCCGACGAUCUACACCGGCCAGAGGGCCUGCACAAGAUGCAGUACCUCCGGGCGGUGGUGCUUGAGGGCCUCCGGCGCCACCCACCCGGGCACCAGGUGGUGAUGCACGCUGCGGCUGAGGACAUGGAGAUCGGUGGGUGCCUGAUCCCCAGGGGCACGCCAGUGAACUUCAUGGUGGCCGACAUGGCCAUGGAUGAGAAGACUUGGGACCAGCCACGAGAGUUCCUACCGGAGCGGUUCCUCGCGGGAGGCGACGGCGAUGGGGUUGACAUCACCGGCACCAAGGAGAUCAAGAUGAUGCCAUUCGGAGCCGGGCGGAGGAUCUGUCCGGGGCUAGGCGUCGCCACCAUGCACCUCGAGUACUUAGUGGAGAGCCUAGUGCGUGCGUUCGACUGGCAGGCGGCAGAAGGGGAGGUGGUGGACGUCGUCUCUGAGGAGGCCCAGUUCACCGUCGUCAUGAAGAAACCGCUCUGUGUUCGCCUCGUGCACAGAGCGGCCAUUUAA
Molecule: messenger RNA, 1017 nt
Organism: Triticum turgidum subsp. durum (durum wheat)
Lineage: Eukaryota; Viridiplantae; Streptophyta; Magnoliopsida; Poales; Poaceae
Source: the annotation of a GenBank genome assembly